AACUUCUUUCUCAGCCCUCACCCCCUCGUCCUCGUCACCCACCCCCCUCACCCCCAACACCCAUCCUCACCCAGCCCUCACCCCCUCCCGCCUUAACCUCACCCCUAACAGAUCGUCCUACACAACCCUCACCCCUACACCCUCCCCCCUCCACCUCACCCCUCUCGGAAGAAACACAGAGGAAGAGGAGGAAGAGGAGGAAGAGGUUGAAUACAGACUGACUCUGGUUGGCUGCCUCCCGGUCCAUCACCUCACCACCAUGGCCAUGCUGCCCUGGGUCGUGGCUGAGAUCGGGAGGCCUCGGCCUGGGGAGAGAGACAAGCCCGUAGGGGGUCGGCCGCCUGGAAGUCCUGAGGAGGUGGAGAGGGACAGGCGACCGUGGGACCCCCUCACACACACUCACAGGUUGUUGUUUGAGUGCCGGCCGCACCGCGUCACCAAGCUACUCCACGACAGCAGGGAGCCGUGUAGCUUUGGUUGUCUCGUUCGAGACACACAUCUCUGUUACUGCUACGUCUUCCAAUGCCAGGACUGCACCAAGGUCCCUGAGAUCAUCAGUACGCUGCGUCAGGCCGGGAAGAGCUCGGCGCGCAACGAUGACCUCGCAGCGCACAAACCCGCCGCCUCUUCCUCCUCAGAAGACUGUACUCCGUCCGCGUCGUCGGCCUUCGGCGCUGCCACCAUGUUCGCCAAGAGGUUUGAGGUUCUGUUCUGUGGAAGAGUGACCGUCGCCCACAAGAAAGCCCCGCCCGCUUUGAUUGACGAGUGCAUCGAGAAAUUCAGCCAAUCCGUAAGGGCCGGGGGCGAUCCUCAACCAGAAAGUGGCGGUGGAUUGGUGGACGGGCUGCGGAGAGCUCUGGCCUUACCGACGCUAACGCGAAAUGGAGGAACGGGGGAUGGAGAGGUCAGGGGAGGAGGGUACGGUGCCUCUAGUGGUGGGAGGCCGGUGAUGUUCCAACCAGACCCCAGUUUCCCCUGCCUCAGAGCCCUGGAUGAGAACGGCCUGUCACCUGAACUACACACACACACCGCUGGGGUCCAGCCCACCAGUCUACAGGAGAACAGGACCAUGCUGUUCAUGGUAACUAACUAACACACACACACACAC
Molecule: messenger RNA, 1108 nt
Organism: Oncorhynchus gorbuscha (pink salmon)
Lineage: Eukaryota; Metazoa; Chordata; Actinopteri; Salmoniformes; Salmonidae
Product: TBC1 domain family member 1-like
Exons: 3
Source: RefSeq, a predicted model, not a curated record